CGAAAGACCCGAUACCAAUUUGGUAUAAAAGCGUAAAUAUUUUAGCGAAAUACGAGAGGAGUUUUCUGAUUGAGAAUCAGAAUGCGCAUCUUUUUACUGUUGGUGGCCCUUGUGGCUACUGUUGCCGCUACCCCGACGCCUGUUAGACAGUAUGCCGCCGAUCAAGAUUUUCUCCAUAAGCAACAAGAUGUCAUCCACAUUCUGGAGCACAUCACUCAGGAAAUUCCUGACCAACACAUCUACAACUUAGGAAAGACCUACGACAUUGAACAUAGCUAUGGCGAUUACAGCGAGCCCCACCUCGUUGAAUACUACGUCGGUCUCGUCAAGCACGGUCACGUCCAGCCAAGAGGAACCCCCUUCUCAACGAGCGUGAGCCAACUCCGCCAGGAAGUUUCCUUGCUGACACGUAUGUUCCUUGGAGCCAAGAACUACUCAGUAUUCUUCAAGACUGCUGCUUGGGCCCGCAUCCACGUGAAUGAGCACCAGUUCAUCCAAGCCUUCAUCACCGCUCUUCUCCAGCACCCAGAGACCCACGGAAUCAUUCCUCCAGCUCUCUAUGAGAUCCUUCCUCAGCACUACUUUGACGCUCGCGUCAUCCACGAGGCCCAGAAUGUCAGAAUUUACGGAAUGGACAACCCCUUGACUGAGCAGACCGUUGUCAUCCCGGUUAACUACACUGAUUAUGUUCCUCACGGAGAACACCAACUUUCUUACUUUACUCACGAUAUUGGUCUCGCUCUCUUCCAUGCUUACUUCUCCUUAGCUGGUUACAUGAUCCCUGAAGGUUACAAAGGACACGGCGUUGAAGGAGAAACCCACCACGGAUACCACAUUGGCCGUGGAUCAAUCUACUACUACAUCCACCACCAAUUGAUGGCCCACUACAACCUCCAGCGAUUGUCUCACGGUCUGGGACCAAUCGAGGAAAUCGACUACGAGCACGUGCAGACCCCGUACCACCCACACUUGUACCUCACCAACGGACUCCAAUUCGCUGGCCGCUCACACGACAUCACCCUGACCCCGUACUACGCCGAUCUCGUAAGAAACGUCUACGCUCUCGAGCACAGAAUCGUCAACGCAAUAGACUCUGGCUACGUAAUCACCCCUCAGCAAGCCUUUGUCUCCCUCUUCCAUUCCGAAGGACUGAACAUCCUUGGAGAGAUCAUCGAAGGAACCGGAAAAUCCAUAAACCCAAGAUACUACGGCAGCUACCAAGCCGUAGCCCGCCAGCUUCUCGGCAACGCUCCAGAGUUCGCCAACAUCUGGGAAUACACCCCAGCUCCUCUGGACCUCCACGAGACCUCAGUACGCGAUCCAGUCUUCUACAAGCUCUACAAACGUGUGAUCAAGUUCUUCCAACGUUACCAGGAGUCUCUCCCCGCUUACCAAUACAACGAUCUCGUAAUUCCUGGAGUAACCAUAGAAAAGAUCGUCUUCCCAGACGUCAACACCUACUUCGACACCCAGAUCGUCGAUAUCGACAACGGAAUCUACCAACCGGUCAACAAGCACGAGCAAGAGAACCUCAAAGUCAAGGCUGAAGUUAAGAGAUUGAACCACAAGCCUUACGAAUACCAAAUCUUCGUCAACAGCGACAAGCCCGUCAGCAACGCUGUUGUACGCGUUUACAUUGCACCUAAAUACGACUAUGAUGGUAAAUUGGUCGACAUUAACCACCACAGACAUUAUUUCGUUGAGCUUGACCAAUUUGUCUACGAUCUCCAGGAAGGCAAGAACGUGAUUGUCAGAGACUCUCACCACGCUCCACACUUCAGCCACGACUACCCAUCCGUCCACCACAUCAAGACUUACGUCGACAGCGCAGUACGUUCUCAGAACCCGUACUACGUCACCGAGCCAUCCCAGAUCUUUGGAUUCCCUGCUAGACUAUCAAUCCCCAAGGGACGUUACGGUGGCUACCCACUCCAGAUCCUCGCCUUUAUUAGCACUCCUGAACACCCAGUUCCUCACUUCGGACCCGUUGUACCUGCACAAUACCGUACUUACCAGAAGCAACACUACCACAUCUUUGAUGAUGAACACUACGAGCCAUACGUCCAGGAACACAAACACGGACAAGGUCUUUAUGAACACGUUGAUGUUGUUCCUCACUACCACGAACACGGUGUCUACGGCCAAGAUGUAGACAAACACCACUACUACUACGGUCACUACUUGUACCACAAAUACCCACAAUACUAUCCUUUCCACUACUACGAACACCCAGAGCAUGUCUACCAAGGAGAAGAACAUCAAGGAAUCCACCACACUGAGUACUCAGGACAGUACCAACACCACGUACCAGUCGGACAGACUGUACCUCAAGGACAAUACCAAGGAGUUUACCACCACAGCGGUGCAACCUACCCAUAUGUCGCCGGAGGAGCCAAGGAGUACGUCCACGGAGUACACCCGGAAGUACACCACGGACUCCAUCAAGAAAUACACGAUAAGAUCCACCAGGAUAUCGUCGGUGGAAUCCGCCAAGCAGUUCAUCCAGUUUACCCUGACGUACACCACGAGGUCCAAGGUGACCAGCCUGCUGGAUACGACCAUUACAAACACAACGUCGAGUACUUGAAGAAUUACUACCACGGCAAGCACAUCAGCGAAGUUAUCGGCGGUGUUGUUUCUCUGGAUUACAAACCCCUGGGUUACCCAUUAGACAGACCUCUGUCUCCAAGCGCUUACUACGUGCCCAACAUGAAGGUGGCUUACUUCUCAGUCUACCACCACGACGGUCACGAUGAGCAUCAUCAUGAAACUUACCGCUCAACUUAUUAGAAAUCAAAAUAAUUUUUUAUUUCUUUUGAAUUUCUUCUCACAAUCUCUCUCCCUUUUUUUAUUUUUUUUUACAAUCCUUCCUCCUGUUUUCUUACUCCUUUCUGUUAUUAUCUCUCGAAAUAAUAAAUUCUUCAAUUUGAUACUA
Messenger RNA from Cotesia glomerata, 2935 nucleotides. RefSeq names its product hexamerin-like (gene Hex110). The record is from RefSeq and is a predicted model, not a curated record. Lineage: Eukaryota; Metazoa; Arthropoda; Insecta; Hymenoptera; Braconidae. The coding region runs from base 82 to 2790 and encodes 902 amino acids. The transcript has 5 exons.